AUGGGGCAAAUCCGCCCCGAAACGGGGCCCCCCCGCUGGCCCGGUUCCACCGGCGGAGGGGGAAACCGGGACCCCCGAGCGCCCCGAGCCCUUCGGACCCCCCCCCCCCCCCCCCGGGGGGCCCAGGGAAGCUUUUGGGGCGAUUUCGGGGGAUUUUGGCUCCGCUCCGCGCACAUUGUCGGCGGCUGCCGAGGCCUGGAAGCCAUUAGGGCUCCCCCCCGUCCGGGGCCCCGCCGGAGCGGGCGGGGGGGCCCGGGGGCCCCGCGAGGAGCGGCCCCGCCGCGCUCAGCACCCCCGGUAACCGCGGGGCGCUCCCGGUGCCCCCCGGCCCCGCCCGGUGAUCGUGAGGGGGGGACCCGUCGCUUUGACGUCACUUUCGGCGCGCGUCCAAGAUGGCGGCGCCCUUGCGGCGGGCGCUGCUGGCGCUGGGCCCGGCCCGGUCGCGGCUCCGAGCCGGUUCCGGUCCCGGUGCGGCCUUACCGGGCGGAUCCGCUCCGCCGCCGCCCGGGCCCGGCCCCCGCAGACCCGGAGGACCUGCGGGCGGCCGCGCGGCGGUUCGGGCGGCUCGGGGAGGCCUCGGGGGUGCCGGUGUGGCGGCUCUGGCCCAGCCCGGAGCAGCUGCGGGAGGCGGAGGCGGAGGAGCGAGAGUGGGAUCCGCCGCUCCGGGAGGUGGAGGCCGUGCUGGAGCAGCGGGAGAGGGAGGAGGCGCGGCGGAGAAAGGAGAGGGCGGAGCUGGUGUCCCGCAGCCUGGCCGCCAUGCCCCGUGUCGCCGCCUGGCGCCGGGACCGCGAGGCCGCCCGGGAGCGGGCGCGGGCGGAGGCGGCGCGGCGGCAGCGGCUGCUGGCCGAGGCGGGGCUGGGGGCGCUGCCGCGGCCCGGGACCCCCGCCCGGGGCUCGGCCCGAGCGCAGGAGCUGCUGGAGGACCUGGAGAAGCAGCGGCGGCGGGAGGAGAAGAAGCGGCGGCGGCAGGAGCGGGAGGAGGCGGCGCGGAGCGCCCUGGCGGCGGCCGAGGCGGCGGCGGCGGCACGGCCGCUCCCCGGGACCGGCCCCGAGAGCGGCGAGAGCGCCCCCAGACCCACCGGGGGCUCCUCCUGAUUCCUCCAGACCUACGGAGGGCACCC
This is a messenger RNA of Melozone crissalis (California towhee), 1121 nucleotides long. RefSeq names its product GADD45G interacting protein 1 (gene GADD45GIP1). The record is from RefSeq and is a predicted model, not a curated record. Lineage: Eukaryota; Metazoa; Chordata; Aves; Passeriformes; Passerellidae. Gene Ontology annotation, cellular component: nucleus.